UAACAAGCUAAACGAAAUUGUGAAAAGUGAAUUAUGAAGAGGCGACAGAAAAUUGUGAAGAAAUCCAAAGAGUCAAAGGAAUUUGUGAAAGGCGAAUCAAUUGAAAAGGCAACGGAAAAUUUUGAAGGAAUGGAUCGGAAACCCAUUAAGCUCGAAGAAGGAUGGAAACAUGUGCAGGAAGGGAUCGAUCAGCUGAAGAACGUCAUUGAAGGCUUAUCAGAAGAGCCUUUGAGUUCAGAAAAACACAUGUUGCUAUACACUACAAUCUAUAACAUGUGUAUUCAAAAGCCACCAUUUGAAUACACUAAACAGCUUUAUGAUAGAUACAUCAUAACAGUCGAAGGCUACAUCAAAUCUACUUUGUUGCCAUCCUUAAGAAACAAGCACCAAGAAUUCUUACUCAGAGAGCUCGUCAUAAGAUGGGAAAACCACAAAAAAUUUAUCAAAUAUCUUUUGCGCUACUUCCAUUAUCUUGAACGUUACUUUAUUGCUCGACACUCUUUACCUUUGCUCUAUACAGUUGGACUUGACAGAUUCCGUGAUUUGGUCUUCAUGAAGGUGAAGGCUCAAGCCACAGACGCUAUGAUCUCUCUAAUCGAUAAAGAACGCGAGGGAGAGCAAAUUGAUGGAUCUUUGUUGAGGAAUGUUCUUGAUAUCUACGUUGCCCUUGGUACGGAUGAAUUGGAUUGUUACAAGCAGGAUUUUGAACUGCGGCUGCUUGAAGAUACAUCUACUUACUACAGAAUCAAAGCGGCCAAUUGGAUCGCCGGUGACUCUUGCCCUGAGUAUAUGCUCAAGGCUGAGGAAUCAUUGAAGAGGGAAAGAGAUAGAGUAGUGGGCGAGGCUAAGUAUUUGCACUCUAUCACAGAGAAGAAAUUAGUAGAGACAGUUCAAAAAGAGUUGCUUGUCACGCACGCAACUCAGUUGCUUGAGAAGGAAAACUCUGGCUGUCAUGCGUUGCUCAAAGAUGAUAAAGUUGAAGAUCUUUCUAGAAUUUAUAGACUGUACCAUGAAAUAACUAGAGGUUUGGAACCUGUUGCUUGUACAUUCAAGCAGCAUGUUACCCAUGAGGGUACAACAUUAGUGCGACAAGCUGAAGAGGAAGCUUCUUCUAGAAGUCAGAAUAUUACAGCAAGUAAUAAUGGCUCAUCUGGGGCUCAGGAACAAGUGAUUGUGAUAAAAUUCAUUGAGCUUCAUGAGAAGUAUUUGUCCUUUGUUAAGGGUUGCUUCAUGAAUAACACUACUUUCCACAAGGCUAUGAAAGAAGCCUUUGAAGUGUUCUGUAAUAAGAGUGUUGCUGGCAUUCCAAGUGCAGAACUUCUUGCCACGUUCUGUGACAAUGUUCUUAAGAAAGGUGGUGAAAGUGAGAAGCUUAGCGACGAGGAAAUAGAAAGAACCCUAGAGAAGGUUGUCAAGCUUCUUGUAUAUAACACUGAUAAGGAUCUGUUUGCCGAGUUUUACCGGAAAAAGCUGGCUCGGCGGCUACUUCACGACCGGAGCGCCAAUGAGGAUCAUGAAAAGAAUAUUCUCUCAAAGUUGAAGCAGCAAUUUGGAACACAGUACACUUCAAAGAUGGAGGGGAUGAUCACAGAUUUGGCCAUAGCUAAGGAUAAUCAAACCAGCUAUGAGGAAUAUCUUGCUGAGAAUCCAAACAUGAACACUGGGAUUGACUUGUCAGUGACUGUUCUCACCACUGGUUUUUGGCCUAGUUACAAGUCUUUUGGGUUGAAUCUUCCUUCAGAGAUGGUCAAGUGUGUGGAAGUUUUCAAAGGGUUUUAUGAAACAAAAACAAAGCACAGGAAACUCUCAUGGGUUUUCUCCAUGGGAACUUGCAACAUCAAUGGAAAAUUUCAACAGAAAGCCAUUGAACUCAUAGUCUCAACUUAUCAAGCUGCUGCUCUUCUACUAUUCAACAGCACAGAUAGAUUGAGUUACUCAGAGAUCAUGACUCAGUUAGACCUAGGCCACGAAGAUCUGGUUCGCGCACUCCAUUCCUUGUCAUGUGCAAAGUAUAAGAUACUUUCUAAGGAGCCAAACACGAAAACCAUAUCUCAAAAUGACAGCUUUGAGUUCAACUCGAGAUUUACAGAUCGAAAGAGGAGGAUCAGGAUCCCUAUUCCGCCAAUAAUUGAUGAGAGGAAGAAGGUGAUGGAAGAUGUUAACAAAGACCGAAAAUAUUUGAUUGAUGCUGCGAUUGUUAGGAUUAUGAAGAGCAGGAAAGUUUUGGGACAUCAACAAUUAGUUUUGGAAUGUGUUGAGUUUUUGAGUCGCAUGUUCAAGCCUGAUUUGAAAGCAAUCAAGAAGAGGAUUGAAGAUCUCAUCCUUCGGGACUAUCUUGAAAGGGACGAGGAUGAUUCUAACACCUAUAAAUAUCUAGCUUGAUGGACACACACACA
Molecule: messenger RNA, 2396 nt
Organism: Prosopis cineraria
Lineage: Eukaryota; Viridiplantae; Streptophyta; Magnoliopsida; Fabales; Fabaceae
Product: cullin-1-like
Exons: 3
Coding region: 34-2382 (782 amino acids)
Biological process (GO): ubiquitin-dependent protein catabolic process; protein ubiquitination
Cellular component (GO): cullin-RING ubiquitin ligase complex
Molecular function (GO): ubiquitin protein ligase binding
Source: RefSeq, a predicted model, not a curated record